Molecule: messenger RNA, 718 nt
Organism: Scleropages formosus (Asian bonytongue)
Lineage: Eukaryota; Metazoa; Chordata; Actinopteri; Osteoglossiformes; Osteoglossidae
Product: nucleoside diphosphate kinase
Exons: 5
Coding region: 137-598 (153 amino acids)
Biological process (GO): GTP biosynthetic process; UTP biosynthetic process; CTP biosynthetic process
Molecular function (GO): nucleoside diphosphate kinase activity
Source: RefSeq, a predicted model, not a curated record
UCGCAGUCUCCGCCUACGCGGCGACUCUUUAUAAGAUAGUUCUCCUGACACGUACUUCCUUUCACUUUGCGCUCGCUAACUGCUGUUUUACUUAUUUAAAGUCCCCUCCCUGCCAGUGUUUCGGACGCCAAGAACUAUGGCUGGAAUCCAGGAACGCACCUUCAUUGCCAUCAAGCCUGAUGGUGUACAGAGGGGUCUUAUUGGAGACAUCAUCAAGCGCUUUGAACAGAAGGGAUUUCGACUUGUUGCCAUGAAGUUUGUCCAUGCCUCUGAAGACCUUCUGAAGCAGCAUUAUUAUGAACUCAAAGACAGACCGUUCUAUCCUGACCUAGUGAAGUACAUGAAUUCUGGUCCUGUGGUGGCUAUGGUUUGGGAAGGCCUUAAUAUUGUAAAGACUGGUAGGGUAAUGUUGGGAGAGACUAAUCCUGCAGACUCCAAGCCUGGCAGCAUCCGUGGAGAUUUCUGCAUCCAGGUUGGCAGGAACAUCAUCCAUGGCAGUGAUUCUGUCGAAAGUGCCAAUAAAGAAAUCAACUUAUGGUUUAAGCCUGAGGAAUUGGUGACUUACAAGAGUUGUGCCCAUGACUGGCUAUAUGAGUAAAAGUCAUGUGUUUCUGCCACAAGUCAUUCUCUGACCAGCCGAUCAUUUCUUGUGGAUUUUGCUAGAAUGCUGUCAGAUUUUCGCUGGAAAACAUUUGCCAAUAAAUUUUUGAAAUCUGAA